AUGGAACGGUGGGGAACUAUCUAGAAGGGCGAUUAUAGCGAAAACGACAAAUGCGCGGUCGUCGGAUAUGAUCGGGAGAGAGACCAUCUCUAUGGUAUUACAUGGUACAAGGACCACGAGGUAUUCUACAAAUACGUACUCCGAGAUAAAAAUCCCCACGUCUAUGACGUCAAUGGUGUUAAAGUUGACAAAUCUCGCUCGAAUGAUCAGAUAGUGAUGCUGCAGGACGCAAAUCUUCAUGCCACCGGCAUGUACAAGUGCGAAGUUAACGGGGAGGGGCCGAGCUUUAAUACAGUCAGUGCCGAGGCGAGAAUGGAGGUCAUAGCACUACCUCAAGAAAGGCCAACGAUAACCGGAGAGGAAAAGGUAUACGCCAGCGGAGACGUGCUUGCGCUGAAUUGCACCAGCGGCAAGUCCCAUCCUGCCGCAAAACUCAGAUGGUUCGUUAAUGGCCAGCAGGUGAAGCCCGAUUCGGACUUGGUGUUCGAACAGCACGGGCUAUACUCGACGAUAUCGAGUCUACUGCUCGAGCUGGAGCCGGGUCAUCUCGCCAGCGACAAGAUAAACGUCAGGUGCGAAGCGACGGUGCAAUCGAGCCACGAAGUUGAGCCGUUCGUCGAUAUUCGCAAUACCGAGGUCUUUGUUCAAGGUCUCGCAACUCUGACGACACCGUCGUUGUGUCUUUUAGUAGCUGCAGUAUUACAACGAUUUCUGUUGCCUGUGUAAAAUCUUCUGGCACGAUGAGAGCAUCAACCUGACUAACGC
This is a messenger RNA of Atta colombica, 765 nucleotides long. RefSeq names its product cell adhesion molecule 2-like. NCBI's taxonomy places the organism in Eukaryota, Metazoa, Arthropoda, Insecta, Hymenoptera, Formicidae. The record is from RefSeq and is a predicted model, not a curated record.